UAAUCAAAACAGGAUGUUCUUAUCAGGUCGAUCACAAGAAACAAGACUGUUUGACCCUAUUAAGCAAACAGAUUUUCGACAAUGUCUCGUAAACAUUGUUUCUGUAUUGGCUUUAUUGUAUCAAUUUUAUCCGUCACAAAUGGAGCAAAUAUCAAUAACAAUUCCCCUCUACAAAUUCCGGCUGCUAUGCUGAGUUACUUGGACGAGCACUUCGCCUCUUUGACAUCGGACCUAACUAGGCGUGUUGAGGAAUUAGAAAGCAGACAGGCUGAAGACGCUCGACGUAUUGAUAUUCUCGAACACUUGCACGCUAGCGAUGUAGAUCAGAUGAUGGUCAUGAGACGGGGCAUGGUUGAACUGAGGACCGAUAACGAGGAUCUACAUAAUCAAGUCGGCACUCUUCAGAAACAACUCGAUACACAACAGACAUCCACAACGAAAACCAAUGCCGCGACAACUGCAGUAGAUUACAACACUAGCAACGUCGUCCCUCAUACACCAGAGGUUCUUCUAGAGAACAUCAGUUCAGGAUGGACCGAAGACAACAACGUUACCGAAACGAAUUCUAAACCAUGGUUUAGAAGAGACUCAUAUGGAAACGGAAAGUGGGAGAAGAACUUAAAUAGGAUCACACGUACAGGUUUGACAACUAACGACUAUGCUUUCCACGCCAUCCUCGGACAUACUUUAAACGAUCCUGGUAUUGAGCAUGCGAUUGCGUUCGAGAACAUCAUCACGAUGCUGGGCGGGUACUACAGCAAGAAUACAGGCGCCUUCUCAUGUCUUCAGGCGGGCGUGUAUGCCUUCCAUUGGUGCAUGCGGUCCCUUCCUACAAGUAGUUACAUGUACACAGAGCUUGUCCGAAACGGAGAUGUCAUCGGCACUGCCGUUGCAUAUCAUGCUUCUACAGGUUCAGCAUCAGCCGUGGUACAACUGAGCGUAGGAGAUGAGGUUUGGGUCAGGGUCGGCACACAUUCAAGUGGUGCAGAUAUUGAACUGAAUACUUCGAUGUUCUCUGGAUACUUAAUAAAAUAGUUAAAAGA
Molecule: messenger RNA, 1043 nt
Organism: Mizuhopecten yessoensis (Yesso scallop)
Lineage: Eukaryota; Metazoa; Mollusca; Bivalvia; Pectinida; Pectinidae
Exons: 3
Coding region: 82-1035 (317 amino acids)
Molecular function (GO): protein binding
Source: RefSeq, a predicted model, not a curated record